CCAGGACCUGCACGGCCGCCGUCUGCGUGUCGACUUCUCCGUCACGAAGCGCCCGCACGAGCCGACGCCGGGCGAGUACCGCGGCAACCUGCGCGACGGCGACAUGCACGGCGGCUACCCGCCUCGCGGCCCGCCCGGCGGCUACGACCGCUACGGCGGCCCGCCGCGUGGUGACUACGGCCCGCCGCGCGGCUACGGCCCGCCGCCGGGAGGCUUCGACUCGCGCUACGGCCCGCCGCGCGGCUACGGUCCGCCGCCGCCGCGUGGUGAUGACUGGGGCCGCCCGGCGCCGCCGCGUGGCGGAGGCUGGGAGCGCGGACCGGGCGACUACAACCGCCCGCCGCCGCCGCGCCGCGAUGGCCCGGACUCGUCCGAGGACUGGCGCCGCCGUCCCAGCCCGCCGCGCAGACGCUCGCGCUCGCGCUCGCCGGCUCGCCGCUCGGUGCGCCGCGAGGACUCGCCGCCGCGCCGCCUGCGUGACGACGACGACGACUUCCGUGCGGCGCCGCGUCGCCACCGCGACAGCCCGCCGGACGCCCGUCAGGAGUCUCGCCCGCUGCGCGACUGAAGGCUGCGCCGCCUCGCGAUCUUACUCGCUUCCCAUUCAAGAAGCCUCGCGUGCCGCUCUCGUGUGAUCUUCCAAAUGGCCAAGCCUGAAGCACAAGCCU
This is a messenger RNA of Tilletiopsis washingtonensis, 668 nucleotides long. RefSeq lists its product as hypothetical. The coding region runs from base 104 to 568 and encodes 154 amino acids. NCBI's taxonomy places the organism in Eukaryota, Fungi, Basidiomycota, Exobasidiomycetes, Entylomatales. The transcript has a single exon. The record is from RefSeq and is a predicted model, not a curated record.